Molecule: messenger RNA, 3296 nt
Organism: Mus musculus (house mouse)
Lineage: Eukaryota; Metazoa; Chordata; Mammalia; Rodentia; Muridae
Gene: Coq2
Product: coenzyme Q2 4-hydroxybenzoate polyprenyltransferase
Exons: 6
Coding region: 1987-2721 (244 amino acids)
Biological process (GO): isoprenoid biosynthetic process; ubiquinone biosynthetic process; glycerol metabolic process
Cellular component (GO): membrane; mitochondrial inner membrane
Molecular function (GO): transferase activity, transferring alkyl or aryl (other than methyl) groups; prenyltransferase activity; 4-hydroxybenzoate polyprenyltransferase activity
Source: RefSeq, a predicted model, not a curated record
UCACCCUGGGAAGGAACAGAGAGGCCUCUCUCAUUUUUUUCAGAACACCCGAUGACAUCACACGAGUACCAUUGAAAUCCUCUGUGAAAGGCAGGCAGUUGAAUAGCCACCGUCAAGAAGUGCUGCUCACUUCCCUUCCAGCAGAAGAGUGGCCACAGGACAGGAGCGUGCUGGAGUUUUACAAGUAGUUUAAAAUGUGGGAGACAAGGGUGAAGAAGUUAAAGGUAGGAACUGCAGUUAGAGACUGACCUGAACCUUUUCGUGUCUAAGAGGUCUGUCUGUCAUAUCCUGCCUUCAGUCAGAUUGUAGUUUAAAUGGACCUCAGCAGCAGGCACAGCAGUAUUGGCUCCACCACAGCCCCGUCCUCCAUUUACUCUACAGCUCCAGUACCCAGGCAGCAGUGGCCCAGCACUAGUAAGUGGAAAAUUCCAGAGCUUCAGUGGGUAUGCUUUACAUUAUGUACCAUCCGAGUGUUACCACAGAGCUCUUCUUCUGAGGUAGUCUUACAGGUCCUGUUUUAGCCUCAGUUUUAUAGUUAGUCUCUUACUGUGCCACAAAAGUAUAAGCAAUUGUAUUGAACAGUUUGUUCCCUCCCCCCUCGUGUGUGUGUGUGUGUGUGUGUGUGUGUGUGUGUGUGUGUGUCUGUCUGGGUCUGGGUCUGGAAGCAGGAUGGAGUGGAAGAUGCCAGAAGCCAUGUGAUUAAGCACCUCCAUGCUAUGCAGACAUUGGGGCUGUUUGAUUGGCCAGCAAAUGCAAACCUGAUUUGCAUGUUCCCAUUUCCUGGGUUAUUUUUCAUUCUGCAUAUGAAUGAGAUUUCAGAUUCAUGUUCAAAGUAGUUCAGUGUUCCUUUUUUAAAUGCUCAGUAUAAGGCUUAUAGAAAAUGAAAAAGGAAGCUAUAAAUUAGCACAUCUGUGAGGAACAGCAUACUUAUUUAUAGAAAUGGACAUUGGAAGUUAAAUAUUUGAAAAGGAUUUUGUUCUCAGUUACCUUCAAAACUAAUCUUAGAUUUGAGAUUGGAAAGUAGGGAAUUUGAAGAAGAAAUGAAACUUUAUAUCUGAGUUGCUUUAUCUGACUUAGAGACCAUGUGAAAGUCCCGCACUUUACCUGUGUUAGCACUGCUCAGGUGUCUGACUUCUGCCCCUAAGGUGGACUAGACAUGCUUGCCUUCAUUCUUCUCACCAAGUACAGCCAGAACUCCAGAUGUCACAUAGAAAACAACACAAGAGACUGUAGAAGAGAAGAUGGCAGAGCCUCUGGAGCCCCCAAAAGCAAGGGAAUGACUUCUGGAUUCUUCUUUGUCUCACAUAUCUCAGUCUUGGAACUGAAGAGGCCAGCAACCUGGGGACAAAUGGUCACAAAUCACAGCCAAACACUGACAGAUGCCUACUCCUCUGGGAGCCAUUGAGGCCAAGGAACCAGAGUUAGCUAAUCCCAUCAGGAAGUAAUUAGCAUCCACAGCUCCUUCCCCUUGUCAAAGGGUUGUCAAAUACCCAAAUAAAACAAGGUUAAAAUGCACUGGCUGUUUGUUUAGAGGACCUGGGUUCAAUUCCCAGUGCCCACAUGACAGCUCACAACCAUCUGCAACUCCAGUUCUAAAGGGUGUGACACCCCCUCCAGGGUCCUGUAAGCACCAGACAGAGGUGAUGAACAGACAUAAGCAAAGCGCCCAUGCAAGUACAGUAAAAACGAGAGACUCUUAGACACCUGAGACGUUUGGAUUUCAGGUAGAAAUACUGAAAAAUGCCUGAAGAAAUAAGAGCUGACUGUGAAGUUUGGCAAACGACGUAAGCACACUGUGUGCAUGUACACGGCAUGAAGGUGAGUGCGUGCCUAUAAGCAUGGCUAAGCAAACCCACAGUAAGAUGCAUCGCCAUCAGGCCGGGCUGGAGAACACCUGAAGCUCCUGAGUGCAUCGGGAGACAAACACUGCAGUAUGAUCCAUAAAAAGAAGUACAGCUACAUUGGAUUUCACAGGAAUCAAUCUAUAUGUCAGAGACCCUUUUAAAAGUAUUAAAGGUUACAAGGACAGCAAACCGCCCAAUCGCUGCUGGAGACAUUUCGACCUUCCAGUCCUUCGUCUUCCUUGGGGGACAGCUGACCUUGGCACUGGGCGUUCUCCUGUGUUUAAACUACUACAGUAUAGCAAUGGGAGCAGCGUCCUUACUUCUUGUCGUCACCUACCCACUAGUGAAAAGAAUCACGUUUUGGCCUCAGUUGGCUUUGGGAUUGACUUUUAAUUGGGGUGCGUUACUCGGAUGGUCUGCUGUCAAGGGCUCCUGUGAUCCGGCUGUAUGCCUGCCUCUGUAUUUUUCUGGAGUUAUGUGGACACUGAUAUAUGAUACUAUCUAUGCCCACCAGGACAAGAAAGACGAUGCUCUGAUCGGCCUGAAGUCCACAGCACUGCUGUUCCAGGAGAACACAAGGCAGUGGCUUAGUGGCUUUGGGGUCGCCAUGGUGGCAGCGCUGAGCCUGGCGGGAGCCAACAAUGGUCAGACUGUCCCCUACUACGCUGCUGUGGCUGCGGUGGGAGCCCACCUGGCUCACCAGAUUUACACUGUAGACAUCCACAGAGCCGAGGACUGCUGGGACAAGUUCACCUCCAACCGCACAGUAGGAAUGCUCCUGUUCUUAGGGAUUGUCCUUGGAAACCUGUGCAAAGAAAAGACGGAAGAAGCAAAAGAUGCUGAAGCUGUUAGAGUGGGAAGUGAGCAGACGAGCUGAGCUUGGCCCCUCAGGAAGCAGAGGCAGGAAAACUGUGAGGUCAAGGCAUCGAGCGGCAUAGUAGGAUCCUGUCUCAAGCACACCGGCUAGAGUGGUAGCUCAUGGGAAGUGUGGGCACCAUGCAGUGUGCCCAAGGCUCUAGGUUCUCUCCUAGCAAAUAAACUCAUUUGUACAACUUUCAGGGCUUAAGACUACAUUGUUAGGCUUGGAUGAGCAAUCUGUUAAAGAAGUAAGAAGCACUCGGGCAGCGUGUACUGGACUUUACUGCAGCUGCUUUCAACCAGCUCCCUGUCACAGCACCUGUCCCAGGGACCUGGGGUUGGGUAGGCCCCUGUGUUAGCAUUCUGCAACCUUCUGUCCUUGUUCCUUCUCAUCCAAAGUUUCAGGAGCUUCAGGAAACAACUUGCAUAACUCAUCUAAUGGCUUUUAUGACAUGGCCGUGUGCUUUAUUUUAUUCCUCACUAAGAAUCUCCUUGUGAUCUGUACUCACUGCCAAAGCUGUAAUUCAAGAAGCCAUUCUGAUUCUAGAUGUUUUAGAAGGAUGUUGGCAAAUAAAGUUGUUAUUUAUAUCCAUA